CCCAAGUCGAGAAACAUUUUGGUCCGCCUUAUCAGCACUGCAGGCACUGGGUUCACAUACGUCAAGCAGAGGCCCCGCACGGCUGCUUUCCGUUUGUCGAUGAUGAAGUUUGAUCCGCGCGUCAACCAGCAUGUGCUGUUCAUGGAGCACAAGAUCAAGUAA
This is a messenger RNA of Kickxella alabastrina, 162 nucleotides long. RefSeq lists its product as uncharacterized. Gene Ontology annotation, biological process: translation. Gene Ontology annotation, cellular component: large ribosomal subunit; ribosome. NCBI's taxonomy places the organism in Eukaryota, Fungi, Kickxellomycota, Kickxellomycetes, Kickxellales, Kickxellaceae. Gene Ontology annotation, molecular function: structural constituent of ribosome. The record is from RefSeq and is a predicted model, not a curated record. The transcript has a single exon. The annotation marks the transcript as partial.